Messenger RNA from Phoenix dactylifera (date palm), 1752 nucleotides. RefSeq names its product amino acid permease 3-like. NCBI's taxonomy places the organism in Eukaryota, Viridiplantae, Streptophyta, Magnoliopsida, Arecales, Arecaceae. The record is from RefSeq and is a predicted model, not a curated record.
UACGUUGUCCAUCGCUUCCUCCAAGCUUCUUUCCACUGCCUUGCUGCAGCGAGUAUCCUUCUACUUGGAAGAAGCCUCAGCUGCGGUAGUUUGGGAGAAGUGAAUGCCAAAGAUGGGUGAGAAUGGUGCUGCAAAAUACCACCAGCACACAAAUUUGGCCCCCACGGAGGUCGCCAUGGAGCUCGGUCACCAACAGGGAGGUUCCAAAUGCUACGACGACGACGGCCGACUCAAGAGAACAGGGACCGUAUGGACAGCGAGUGCUCACAUUAUAACGGCAGUGAUCGGCUCCGGCGUGCUAUCUCUGGCUUGGGCCAUUGGCCAGCUUGGAUGGGUUGCUGGCCCUGCUGCUAUGCUCCUCUUCUCCUAUGUAACAUACUACACCUCUGCUCUCCUUGCUGACUGCUACCGCUCCUGUGAUCCCAUCAACGGCAAGCGCAACUACACCUACAUGGAUGCCGUCCAGGCCAACCUCAAUGGUUUCAAGGUUAAGCUCUGUGGCUUCAUCCAAUAUGCCAAUAUCUUUGGAGUUUCCAUUGGAUAUACCAUUGCUGCUGCCAUUAGCAUGACGGCAAUCAAGAGAUCAAAUUGCUUUCAUGAGAAAGGGCACAGCAAUCCCUGCCAAGUAUCCAGCAAUCCUUACAUGAUCAUUUUCGGUGUGGCAGAGAUCUUCUUAUCUCAAAUCCCAGACUUCGAUCAGAUUUGGUGGCUCUCCAUCCUCGCCGCCGUCAUGUCCUUUACCUAUUCUUCCAUUGGCCUCACCCUCGGCAUUGUUCAAGUCAUCAAGAAUGGAGGAAUCAAAGGCAGUCUCACUGGAAUUAGCAUCGCAGUCGUCUCCCCGGCCGACAAAGUCUGGCGAAGCCUCCAAGCCUUUGGCGACAUCGCCUUCGCCUACUCCUACUCCCUAAUCCUCAUCGAAAUUCAGGACACAAUAAAGGAAUCACCGCCGUCGGAGGCGAAGGUGAUGAAGAAGGCGACGCUCCUCAGCGUGGCGGUGACCACCAUCUUCUACAUGCUCUGUGGCUGCAUGGGCUAUGCCGCCUUCGGUGACAUGGCCCCCGGCAACCUCCUCACUGGCUUUGGCUUCUACGACCCUUACUGGCUCCUCGACAUUGCCAACGCCGCCAUCGUCAUCCACCUCGUCGGCGCCUACCAGGUCUACUGCCAGCCCCUCUUCGCCUUCGUGGAGAAAUGGGCUCUCCAGACCUGGCCUGAGUCCAAAUUCAUCACCAAAGGGAUCGAGGUCCCUCUAGGCCCCAGCCGUAGCUACCGGCUCAAUCUUUUUCGGCUAACAUGGCGCACCGUGUUCGUGAUCUGCACUACCGUGAUCUCCAUGCUUCUUCCUUUCUUCAAUGAUGUCGUCGGCUUCCUCGGCGCGCUCGGGUUCUGGCCGCUGACCGUCUACUUCCCGGUGGAGAUGUAUAUUGUCCAGAAGAAGGUGCCCAAGUGGAGCACGAAGUGGGUGUGCCUCCAGCUGCUGAGCUUGGCCUGCCUCAUCAUAUCGGUGGCGGCGGCCGCCGGCUCCAUCGCCGGGGUGAUGAACGACCUCAAGGUCUACCGGCCUUUCACGACCAGCUAUUGAUCCAUAAUGCAUCGGACUACUUGCUAAGUUAACCACUGCUGCUUUCGCCCUCAGGGAAAGGAUAUCACCGCUGUUGUUUUCGAUCGCUGCUUUCUGUUGUUUGUAAAUUGUAAUCCCCUUCCAAACAUGAAGUCUAAUUUUAAUAGAAAAGAAUGGCGAUUCCCCAAAUA